Messenger RNA from Tachysurus vachellii, 3303 nucleotides. It is a transcript of the gene tp53i13, whose product is annotated as tumor protein p53 inducible protein 13. NCBI's taxonomy places the organism in Eukaryota, Metazoa, Chordata, Actinopteri, Siluriformes, Bagridae. Gene Ontology annotation, cellular component: cytoplasm. The transcript has 9 exons. The record is from RefSeq and is a predicted model, not a curated record. The coding region runs from base 689 to 2185 and encodes 498 amino acids.
CAGUGACGUCAGAGACGUCUGUAACUUGUAUGUCGGACAUAUUGCAGCUUUCCAGCUUGAUGAGACUUCAGUAGAGAGAGUUACAGAUGAUGAGAGGACACAAGAGAUGCACAAGAACUUUUUUUAAGUCGGGUAACUUGUUUACCGCAGGACAAAAGCCUUAUGGUGGAAUUAAUACACACUUUUAUAGAGUUUGUUGUUGAAAAUUGCGUGAGUGAGAGAGAGAGAGUGAGAGAGAGAGUGUGUGUAUGUGAGAGAGAGAGAGAGAGAGUGUGUGAGUGAGUGAGUGAGUGAGAGAGUGUGUGUGAGAGAGGGUGUGUGUGUGUGUGGGUGUGUGUGUGUGUGUGUGUGUGUGUGUGUGAGAGAGAGAGAGAGAGAGAGAGAGAGCGUGUGUGAGUGUGUGUAUGUGUGAGAGAGAGGGAGGGUGUGUGUGAGAGAGUGUGUAAGUGUGUGUGUAUGUGUGUGAGAAAGAGAGUGAGUGAGUGAGUGAGUGAGAGCUUUAACUCUCAGUGUUACAGUGUUUCUGAGCAAGGAAUGGAAUUCCACUUGUGUUUACACGGAAACCUGCGCAGUGAACAGAGAGGACAGAGAGAGAAAUCAGACUUCAGAUAAGUGCACCUGGGUUUCUAAAACAUCUGUGUUGAGUUUGAGUGACUGUGGCCAAGGAGACUGCAGUGUGUGUUACAGGAUGAGGCUCAGAGCUCAGGUGUUGUUUGGAUUUGUGUGGCUCUGUGUGAACAAAUGCCACUCACUUCUCACUCAGCACUGCGACACAGGCAAGGCGAAUCUCGAGAUGGACCUCUUUCCUCCAGAUGAGUUUCUGUGCCCCAACUCGAGACCAGUAACUCCAGCCCUGCAGCUUCUUGAUGUUUCCACCAAAUAUUCUCUACAGCCUCCUGAGCAUGUCUGCAUGGAUCUGCCCAUAACUUAUAACCACACAAUCCCCAACAGCGGGGCACACAGGCCUGUAGGUGCACAGAGUGGAGAGUACCUGUACUGCCCUCCUCAGCGCUGGAUAAACAACCUGAAGGAUGGCGCCACAGUGCUUCUUUUUCACCCCUGUGCUUCGGAGGACGCUCGCAGGAGUCUGGCAGCGGUGGCUCAUUCGUGCCUGCCACACUUUAUCCUCACAGCUCAUCCUCAUCUCAGCCAGCACCGACCGUUUGCAUUGGUCUCCUGGGGUCACACGCUAGAGAUGUCCCACAUCACCAGAGCAGGAGUGUGUGAGUGGUUACUCACAUUUUCCUCCAACUUUAACCAAACAACAGCAAGUCGAAGCCAAAAUUACAACCUGUAUUUGACAAAAGCUGCCCCUGUGGACCGAGUGUUGGAUACCGCUGUGAAGCCGCUGAAAGCAUGCUGUUUGGAGGCUCUGUCUGCAUACGUGGCUACUUCAAGAGCGAGAAAAAGCCGAUCAGUCCAGCAGCCCACAAAAAGAAAAAUGGAGAAAAGAGAAAUGGAAAAAGAAGUGAAACACUCUGAAAAUCCUUCAGUUAUCAGCUCUAAGUCUGGCACGCUAAAUCCUACACACACACAGACAUUGAACAAUAGUGAGAGUAAAGAUUUAUCAUCUAUAGGUCAUGUCACAGCUUCUCUGCACACUGCCAUGCACUCAGAGGAACGUGCUGGUGAUGUUGUGGAUAAGGAGGCGAAGACAUCAUCCACACAGAUGAAGAGCCUGAAAGAACCACAUGGGAACAGCAGGAGUAAUGUAACGGUGGUUAAGCUGCAUGACUCUCAGAUUGAUGUGAAGUCUCCAAAGAAGAGCAUCACCGUGGCUUCAGGAAAGCAGCGCAUUAAGACUGAUGUAGUUCAGCUGAGUGCAGGUGAAGGCUGUACAGAUCCGGGGCACUGUGGACCUCCUGAUGUGGCCACUGCAGUGAUAGGAGGACCGCUGAGAGGACACAAGAUGCCCAUCCAGCGCACCAAUGAGGCUGUGUGGGCAGCAGCAGCUCUGGGCUUCCUGCUGGUGCUGCUUACGCUUUCAGUGCUUCAUACACGACUGUACCGUAACUGCCGUGCACCAUCCAGUCUGUACUGGCGCGAGAGCCAUCAGGACUAUGAGAGUGUAGCAGACAUCAUUCGCAGGAGGCUGAGGAUGGUGGGAAGGAGGAAGAGAAGAGCGAGCCAGAGCAGGCGGCAGGAAUGUCCUUUACUCUCCGACUCCAGCACUGAUGAUGACUGACUCUCUCUCGCCACUGACUAAAAGUCUGUCUCUAUUUUAUAACAACGCAGUUCCCUGUGGUGCAAAAGUUAAUAGCAUGACCUCAAGCAGGGAUUUUCUUUCAACACCAGUGAAGUCCACAAACAUGUACUCUGAUUGUUACUUAAUUUAAACCUUUUACUUGUGUUUUUAUGCCUCAAUGCAGAUUUUCUCCAACUCCAACUAGAUAGAGAAUGUUGGUGGAUAGCAGUUUACUCAUCGACAGAAUUUUUGUUGGAUUUAAUUCUGGGCUUUUUUAAAACAUAAACCUUCUCCUGUUGGAAUUUAUAUUAACCUUGAGUGCAGAUGUCAUGAAGCAGGACAAACCUGAUCAGCCAUUAUAGCUAGGAGACCUGCUAAGCUCAGACUGUUCUUAGGCUUUUUAUUUAUUUAUUUUUUUAAUCAUUUUUUCAGGAAAUCUAAACACUUAGACACUUAAUAUGUUGCAGUAUAUCCGGCAGUAGUGUAUAUUUAUAUUGCGAGAGACAUGCAAAAAAUAUUUGCAUAGUAUAACAAGAGAUGAAGGAGAAAGAAGCAUUUCCCAUAUUUAGUAUGAUAAAAUAUAAAAAAAUGAACCGGUACAGUAUGCUUUUAAUGUGUGUUUUAUGUUUAUAUCGUAUUUAAAGGGUUUCUAGACCUGUAAUAAUCAAAGAAUUAGCGUUUGUAAUUUCAGUCUUCUGUUUACAUUGUCAAAGAAAUCGGCUCUUUCUUCACCAGGAGGAAAACUGCAUUUUUUAAGAAAUAUGACUAAAAACAGACAUUAAAAUGAAGAAAAUCAGCACAGAAAUUUGUGUUGUGUACUUUGUGUUCUCUGGAGCCUGGGGUCUUACUGAAAACUGUGUUCUUACUUGAAGAGGGAAGUCACAUACACAAACCUAAUGAAAAUAUUUAAACAGAAAGUGAACAGUCUAUGUCCAUGACAGAGGGUCAGAGAUCCAUCUACAGCUGUUCUCCGUUUGCAUUCAUUACAGGAGAUGCUUGGUGCUGUUCUUUUCCAGGAGAAGCUCCUCCACGUAACCUCUUAAUUGUAUGGAUGCUCAUGAUAUUGUCAUAUAUUUUCAGGUUUACUAUGUAAAUUAAACAGAUCCGGGUGUCUAAAA